Molecule: messenger RNA, 1296 nt
Organism: Ustilaginoidea virens
Lineage: Eukaryota; Fungi; Ascomycota; Sordariomycetes; Hypocreales; Clavicipitaceae
Exons: 1
Coding region: 1-1296 (431 amino acids)
Source: RefSeq, a predicted model, not a curated record
AUGCCACCCAGACCAAGGCAAGGUCGGGAUAAUCCAGGGGAUCUUGAUGAAAAUGAGGACGAGGCCCAGCCGCCAUUUUUCAAUACCACCUUCUCAACCCACCGCGUCUCCCCGUUGUACAUUGGUCGGCAGGAACUCACCUUGGCCCGCCUCGCACAACUUGCUCAUCGUCUCCGAGAUACGCUCGUGGGAGACGUCGUACGGGGCAUCCAGAUUGGGUUGGAAUCAAGCGACACGCCUUCCGGACAAGUAGGCUCACUGAGAUCAGUCAAGAUCCGCUGGUUCCAGGCGCAAAACCUGCUUGGCGGCGAGCUCACCUACACCGAGCAGAGUGGCGGAGGGGGCAUCGCCGACUCGGUCAUGAGGCAGUGGAAUCGGUUGCGUGAGGGGCACAAGCGCGGGCUUUGGAUUGAAAUAGCGCACGAAAACGCGUCCUACAUGGCCCUGUUAUUACCGGGACACCCGGGCGCGGUUCGGGACAGGACAGCCUCGGUCGGUUGGGCCAUGCAGCCUGAUGCUCAACCUCUCGGCAGAGGCGCUGACCAGAACCAGUUUGUGCACCUGCCGCUGCUUCUGCUGAGGAUGCCCCAGGCUCUGAAGGGCGUCGUCGGCGACUGGAUCUCUACGACGUUUGAUUGCCGAGUGAGCAAGCUCAACUUGGGGACAAGAACACUGGUCACAGUAUGGGAAGAUUGGAUCAGGAUUGCGGGGUUGCCGGGAAAGGGCCCAGACUUUGCCAUUUCAUUGGCAUUCAACGCACCACUGCCCGAGAAGGAGAGAUCGAGGACGUCCGAGUCGGAAGAAGAAAGCGACGACGACGACGACGAUGACGACGACGACGGCGGCGGCAUGUCGACGGAACCAGGACUCCGCAGCAUGGAAAUAACCAUAUCGCCCCAGGAUCUGCGGCGAUUUUUCCGCGCUGGCGAGCAAUCCGGCGAGCCGUUCAGCAGCUCCAGCUCGGGUCCCUGGGAGAACGACGCUCGCGAACGUCGCCGCCUAGCGGGAGGCAACGUAGACGACGGCUGGGCAUGGCGCGCGAACCAGGGACCAAAUGAGCAGCCAUUCACAGAGGCGCUGGCGCGAUACCUAGAUCACCAUCUGGCGCUCGACCUGUUCCACCCCAGUGUGCGCGUCGUGCAGAUUUCAUGUGGUGGCUUCGUGCUUGCACAGUCCCGCCUGAAAAUCGUCAAGGUGGGAUCCGUAUCAGAAGAGCUGGCUCGAGCUGCGUGGGUGUUUGUCACACGGCUGGGGGAAAGACUGCGCGGAGAAAAACUUGCCGACAUUGGAUUCUGA